This is a messenger RNA of Phoenix dactylifera (date palm), 3368 nucleotides long. The record is from RefSeq and is a predicted model, not a curated record. Lineage: Eukaryota; Viridiplantae; Streptophyta; Magnoliopsida; Arecales; Arecaceae.
CAUAGCUUUAAUUUCCUCCUUCAUCCCCUAUCUUUGGAGUGGUAUCAUCUGCUGCUCUUAUGGCUGUUAGCAGUAGUUGGUGUACAAAUGGAUCCUGUCUUCAUAUGCGUGUGAUGCUGAUUGGGCUCCUCCUCUUGUGCAUGAGAGCCAUCCCCUUGUGUCUCUGCUGCACAGAGAGUGAAAGAAGAGCUUUGCUUGCCAUCAAAGCAGACAUCUACGAUCCUGACCGAUGGCUCUCUUCUUGGGGAGGCCAAGACUGCUGCCGAUGGAGAGGAGUCGGCUGCGACAAUAACACCGAUCAUGUGGUAAAGCUCGAUCUCAGGUACCCCUAUGACUAUGUUGCCCAGCUAGAAACUGGAAAGUUCCCAGGUCCAAGUAAGGUAAAUCCUUCUUUGCUUGACUUGACGCAUUUGAAAUAUCUGGAUUUGAGCCUGAACAAUUUCUCUGGAGCACCCAUCCCAAAAUUCAUUGGUUUCCUUGUGCACUUGGAAUAUCUUAACCUCUCCAAUGCUAAUUUUGGCGGAUCCAUUCCACCCGAGCUUGGAAAUCUCUCCUGCUUGCUCUUCCUUGAUCUUCAUUCGGGUUAUUAUUAUCAUUAUUUUUAUAAUAUUAUUAAUAUAUGCUUUUUAUAUGCCGACGAACUUCACUGGCUCUCCCGCAUCCAUUCUCUGCAGUUCCUUGACAUGAGUCUUGUCAACCUCUCCAUGGCAGCCAACUGGCUUCAUGAGAUUAACAUGCUCCCUUCUUUGUUGGAGUUGCAUUUGUUUGGUGCCGACCUCCCUUCUAUCCCUGGUACUCUAUCCCACGUCAAUCUCACGUCUCUUAGAGUGCUUGAUCUUUCUCAAAAUGACCACAUCAAUACUAUUGUAUCCCCCUUGUUGUUCAAUAUUAGCAGCAGCCUUGUGCACCUCGGUCUUAGAGAAUGUGAUUUCUCUGAUAGGCUACUUAUUGCCAUAGGGGAUCUACGCAACUUGCAGCAUUUAGAUUUGUUAGAUAACCAAAUAACCAAAAAGAUUUUUCAGAACUUGGGAAACCUCAGCCACUUGGAGUAUUUAGACUUGUACGGUAACCAAAUUACUGCAGAUAUUUCGGAAAUGCUACCAAAACUUGGCCACUUGAAGUGUUUAGAUCUGUCAUCCAAUAAUAUCAGUGGGCACAUUCCAGAAAAGUUGGGAAGCCUCAACCACCUGGUGAGUUUAUUGAUGGGCGGGAAUCGAAUCACUGGUGCUAUACCAAAGAGCAUUGGGAAUCUUCACAGCUUGGUGGAAUUAGAUUUGUCGGCAAACAAUUUAAGUGGUCAUAUACCAAAAAGCAUUGGGAACCUUGUACACCUACAAACGUUAUUAUUAGAAGGUAACAAGAUUACUGGAGAGAUACCAAAAACUAUUGGGAACCUCGUACAACUGCAACAAAUAUAUUUAGCAGGUAACAUGAUUAGCGGAGAUAUACCAAGAUCUAUAGGGAAUAUUUGCAAGUUGAACCUGCUAGAUAUAUCUCAGAACAAUAUUAAUGGAGAAAUUGCAGAUAUCAUAGAAGAUUGGUCUAAAUGCAUCAAAAAUACACGGGAUACAAACAGCCCUUUAUACGGUCUAACAUUUCUAGACAUGAGUUCCAACAACUUGAGUGGGGUAUUUCCAGAAAGUCUAGGUCAGCUUUCUACACUCCGCACAUUGAAUGUAUCUCAUAAUAGCAUGACAGGAAAACUGCCAACUUCUUUGAGAGGCCAGCAAUAUGGAUUCAUUGACAUAAGUUCCAACAACUUUAACGGUCGACUACCUGACUUGGACCCUUCUCGUCUAUCUGUCAUAAAUCUAUCCAACAAUUCAUUUGAGGGACCUAUUCCCUUGAGCUUUGCUAGAGCUAUGGAACUCAAUUUUCUUUUGUUAUCCGACAAUUACAUCAAUGGCAGCAUUCACCCGUUCAUUUGCAAUCUCACUAAUCUGGUUGUUCUUGAUUUGUCCAAUAACAACUUGUCUGGAAGACUUCCAAAUUGCUGGCAUAAAUCAAAGCUAGGGAUAGUUGACUCACAACAAGACAACAUGUUAGGGCAUUCUCAAGGCUCCAUGGCUGGUCCUAUUAACCUCCAAUCAUUGCACAUGAGAAACAAUAGUCUCUCUGGAGAUCUUCCAUUAUUCCUGAGAUAUUGUAAGCAACUGGCGACUCUUGAUCUUAGCGAAAACAAGUUCUCAGGUAAUCUUCCAUUAUGGAUUGGAGAAAGCUUCGUGCAAUUGAGAGUUCUUUCUUUGCGAUCAAAUUUCUUCAGUGGUAAUAUACCGGAGCAACUAUCAUAUAUUACUUCUCUUCAAGUUUUGGACCUUGCUUGCAAUAAUUUCUCAGGUGUUUUGCCUCCAUCUUUUGGAAAAUUCAGUGCAAUGAUGGCAAUAGAGAAUGUGGACAGACCGAUGAUUUCAGGAAGCUACACCUUUUAUUAUACAGAGAACUUACUAAUGGCCACAAAGGGAAUAGAAAUGGAAUACACUAACAUGCUUUCACUUGUAACGAGCAUAGACCUCUCGCACAACAAUCUUUUUGGAAUGAUUCCUGAAGAACUGGUGAAUCUUCGAGGACUGUUUUUCUUGAACCUCUGUAAUAAUCACUUCACAGGAAGGAUCCCAGAAAAUAUCGGCGCCUUGGAGCAGUUAGAAUCACUUGAUCUGUCAGUGAAUAAUCUCUCGGGCAUGAUUCCCUCAACACUAUCCUCUAUGUAUUCUUUAAGUCACUUGAACUUGUCCAAUAACAAUUUGUCAGGAAGUAUUCCUUGGGGCAAGCAGCUGCAGACAUUCUGUGAUCCCUCUAUCUAUAGUGGAAAUCGUGAUCUUCAUGGAUGGCCAAUACCAUGGUGCUCUAAUAGAGGCUCUCCAGAAAGUUCAUUUCACACAAAAGGUCAAGAAGAGGAAUCUGAAAACGGAGACAAGUCCGAAAAGAUAUGGCUUUAUGUUAGCUUUGCACUGGGCUUUGUUGUGGGGCUCUCGGGGUUCAUCUAUGCACUUAUGAUCCAACGAGCUCUAAGGAUUACUUAUUUCCAAUUGAUUGACAAGAUUUUUGAUUACAUCUACGUGCAAUUAGCCAUAUGCUUUGCUAAGCUGAAGCGCAUUUUGAUGAACAACAUCGAAGGAUGAGGUCAAACCAUAAAGAAGAUUGUAUUGUAAUUUAUAUAUCCAUGUAAAAGUUUUUAGUUUGGAUUAUUUUCUAUGUUUGAAUGGUCGAGUACCAUUGUUGUAGUAACACUUACAAAAAUAACUGCCCACUUAUGCCACACAAUCUUGGUACUCAAGAGUAUUAUAAUUACAAAUAAUUUGCAACGCUUUCGGAUUGUUUGAUAUUUUAUUCUUAUGAAUGGCCUUAAGUGAUACCCGAGAUCUUUUUUA